This is a messenger RNA of Sporisorium graminicola, 2622 nucleotides long. RefSeq lists its product as uncharacterized. Lineage: Eukaryota; Fungi; Basidiomycota; Ustilaginomycetes; Ustilaginales; Ustilaginaceae. The coding region runs from base 1 to 2622 and encodes 873 amino acids. Gene Ontology annotation, cellular component: endosome. Gene Ontology annotation, molecular function: protein binding. The record is from RefSeq and is a predicted model, not a curated record. The transcript has a single exon.
AUGCCGCGCAACAUCCUUUCCAUCCCACCAAAGCGCACCCCUUCCAUCUCUGGUGCACUCACCACUGCCAUUCGCAGCUACAUCUCCAACAACUACACAGACACGCAUCCAGACGCCUUUUCGGAUGAUGUGCGUGACUUUGUGCGCCUUCGCGACCAGAUCAGCUCGGUCGAAGUUCACGUCUCUGCAAUCGAGCCGUUGCUACGCUACCAUGCACAGCUCGUCUUCUUCUCCACCAAGUUCCCUGCCAACAUCAAUCUCUCGUUCCCCUGGUCACUUUCGUUCCCGCCGUCAUUGCCGUCAUGGACAACAACCAUCUCGGGCGCUAUGGAAGCUACCAAGUCGGCCGAAGCGGGUCCAGCGUCGGGGAUAAGCUAUGCAACCAGUGACACGGUUGCUCACCCGGAUCUGGUCUUUGAACGAGCCAACAUACUGUUCAGCUUGGCCGCGCUCUACUCAGCACUCGGCAGUGCGGAAUCGAGGGCAGAAAACGAAAGCAUCAAGCGUGCCACAGCUUGGUUCCAGAAAGCAGCCGGUGUCAUUCAGUAUGUCAUCGGCAACCUCGUCGAGCCCACACGUCAUCUCUCGCCACCCUCCUCGGACCUCAACCCACGCCUGCUCAGUUGUAUCAGGGAUUUGAUGCUCGCCCAGGCGCAAGAAUGUUUUUGGCAGAAGGCCGUCAUGGAUCGUCUCAAGGACGCCACCAUUGCAAAAUUGGCAGAGCAGGUCGCACAGUAUUAUGCGUCUGCGUUGAAGGCCGUCACCGAAGCUCCGACGCAGGAGAACGGUGGUAAUGAUAGCAGCAAAGUGGAUCCGGCGGAUACGGCCAAGUUGACGCUUCCGCCUGGUUGGGACAAUCAUAUCACCGUCAAGCGGUGGCACUUUGGAGCUGCUGCACAAUACCGCAAAGCCUGCGAUGAUCUGGCUGCGAAUCGGUACGGCGACGAGCUGGGCAGGUUGCAUUUGGCCGAGCAGCUCGCCAAAAAGGCGCUUGAUUCCAGUAAAAGAGCGGUCAGCAAUGCCAUCACCAGCGAUCUCGAGGGCCUGCAGGGUAUCAUCAAAUCCAACAUCGCCCGUGCCACGCGCGACAACGAUCUCAUCUACCUCGAAGCUGUCACGCCCGCAGCGCAGCUCUCGCCAAUUCAGCCUGCAGCCAUGGUGAAACCGGUGGUGCCUGCCGAAGUGGCCCAGCCCAUUGUCCACCUACGCGAUGCUCCGCAGCCAGCCUACGGUCGACCACUGUUCGCUGAGCUCGUUCCGUACGGCGUUCAUCUGGCCAUCAGCAUCUACGACGACCGCAAGGACUCGUUUGUUCGCGACACCAUUGGCGGCAAGAGAGACGAGCUGGAUGCAAUUGCCACGAGCACGCUGCAGAGUCUGAACCUGCCCGGAUCGCUACAGGCGCUCGAGCAGCCGAUGGGGCUCCCGCCGUCGCUGCUGCGCAAGCACGAAGAGGUGGUGGCCGAAGGAGGCUUGGAGAGGCUGCAGCGCAUCGCGCAUGAUGUGGCGCGCAUCGCAGCCACGGACCGCGACACGCUGGCGGAGGCGCUGGCGCUGAUCGAGCACGAGGAGCGCGAGGACGAGAGCGUGCGCGCGUCGUUUUCGGAGCAAGGCUGGGGCAGGCAGAGCAGUGGCGAAGUGAAUGGCGGGUUGAAGGCGCAGGCGGCCGAGUACCAUGCGACGCUCGUCAAGGCGGCUGCGUCGGACGAGAUUGUCAGGGGCAAGUUGGAGGAUUGGGAGGAUUUGAUUGGGGUUUUGGGCGGGAGUAUGGGGGGGUUGGAGGCGUUUGUGCCGUCGUCGAAUCCGAGUGUUUCCGCGACGGGGAGGGGGUCGGAGAAGCAGGUGGCGGCAGUUCGCGCGUUGAGGGAGGAGAUGGAGCAUCUGGACGACCUGCUCGAUUCCAGGUCCGCCUGUGUCACCGAAGCCAAGGCGUUAGCUGCGUCGGACGAUAUCCGGCCAUUGGUGAUGCGCGAAGCUGCGCUUCUUUCCCCUUCUCCAGCAGCAGGUGCGGCCACGGGCGAAGUGUCAGCCGCAGACUUCGAAGAGCUCUUCGACCGCCAGUUGGCCAAAUACACACGUUUCGAUCAGGACCUCGCCGCCUCGUCCGCCGCGCAAGCGGCACUGCUGGAACGCAUCAAGCAGCGCAACGCCGAAUUCGUCGAAGCGCGGCGCAGCGACGCCACCAUCCAGCGCCGCGAGAAGGCGCUGCAGAGUCUCGAUGCGGCGUACGCAAAGUACCGCGAGCUCUCGAGCAACCUGGUGGAAGGGCUUGAGUUUUACAAUGGCCUUGCGAGGAUCUUGAGUGGGUACAGGGACGCGGUGCGUGAGUGGACGAGGGCGAGGCAGGUGGAUGUGCGCUGGCUCGUGCAGAAGAUGCAGGAUGUGAGCGUGGCGGGUGCGAGGGAGGAGCAGGAGCAGGAGGAGGGCGCCGCGGUGGGCAGGCAGACGAGGAGCCGCACGCGGAACUCUUUGCAGCAGGCGCAGCAGCAGCCUACCAGGCCGGAGGAGGACAGCGGGAGAGCGGAUCCGUCGAAGGUGCCUCUGCAGCAGCAGCAGCAGCAGCCACCGCCUCCGCAGUGGGGCGCUCUCCCACCCGGAGCCAAAAUCCAGUUCCGCGAAUGA